Molecule: messenger RNA, 243 nt
Organism: Lobosporangium transversale
Lineage: Eukaryota; Fungi; Mortierellomycota; Mortierellomycetes; Mortierellales; Mortierellaceae
Exons: 4
Coding region: 1-243 (80 amino acids)
Source: RefSeq, a predicted model, not a curated record
AUGGCAUCUGAUGUUCCUGUUCUCAAACUCGUCAACUUCUGGGUGAACAAGGCUGUUACCGAGACUCUCCUCAGCAGCGCAAAGUUCCACGAAUUUGCAGCCAAGACUCACCAUCAUGUUUCUAGUAUCCAAAAGAAUGCUGCGCCUUUGAUCAAAGAAGGCACCAACACAGCCUCUGUCUUUGCAAAAGCUUUCAAGGAGACUAUCAUCAAGGAGUCAGAGAAUAUUGCAAAGAAGAAGUAG